GAGCACUGCGGGAAGCAAGAAAGGGCAAAACAGAUUUCUUUUUACUUCCGGUGCCUUGCGUCCUCGCGUUUCCGGAGCCUGGACGGGCUGGAGAGAUAUCGCGAGAGGCGGGAAAGGGCGCAGGGUUUGAAACAUGGCGGACGACGUGGACCAGCAACAAACUACCAACACUGUAGAAGAGCCCCUGGAUCUUAUCAGGCUCAGCCUGGAUGAGCGAAUUUAUGUGAAAAUGAGAAAUGACAGAGAGCUUCGAGGUAGAUUACAUGCUUAUGAUCAACAUUUAAAUAUGAUAUUGGGAGAUGUGGAAGAAACUGUGACUACUAUAGAAAUUGAUGAAGAAACAUACGAAGAGAUAUAUAAAUCAACAAAACGGAAUAUCCCAAUGCUUUUUGUCCGGGGAGAUGGUGUUGUCCUAGUUGCCCCUCCAUUGAGAGUUGGUUGAAACAAAGAAUAUAUCCUGUGUGGAAAUUAGGAGACUUUAUAUGAUUGCGUCUUUAAAGGUAGAAGAUAUUCAAAAGAGAAACCUGCGUAAAUUUUGAUAUUAAUAAAUGACCAAGGAUUCUUCUGCUCCUGAAAUGAGUUUAUUUGCACAUAACUCACAAAUUCUUAAGCUAAAUGGCAUUUUUAUUUUUCUCCAACCCUUCCAAUAAAUGUGUUCACUAAAAUGCAGCCCUCUUUUUUAGGCGUUAAUUUGCUCCAUUGUUUUUUCCAGACAAUUUCUGAUUUUUUUAAUUUAAAUUAAAUUUGAUGUUUUCUUUUUUUUUUAA
Molecule: messenger RNA, 767 nt
Organism: Eptesicus fuscus (big brown bat)
Lineage: Eukaryota; Metazoa; Chordata; Mammalia; Chiroptera; Vespertilionidae
Gene: LSM3
Product: LSM3 homolog, U6 small nuclear RNA and mRNA degradation associated
Exons: 4
Coding region: 134-442 (102 amino acids)
Biological process (GO): P-body assembly; mRNA splicing, via spliceosome
Cellular component (GO): Lsm1-7-Pat1 complex; precatalytic spliceosome; P-body
Molecular function (GO): RNA binding
Source: RefSeq, a predicted model, not a curated record